AUGUCUGAUAACGGAGAACUGGAAGACAAGCCACCAGCCCCUCCCGUUCGGAUGAGCAGUACCAUCUUCAGUUCUGGGGGCAAAGACCAACUGUCUGCCAACCACAGCUUGAAACCCCUGCCCUCCGUACCAGAAGAGAGAAAACCUAGAAACAAAAUCAUCUCCAUCUUCUCUGGCACUGAAAAAGCAAGCAAGAAAAAAGAAAAAGAAAGGCCAGAAAUCUCCCCUCCAUCAGACUUUGAACAUACCAUCCAUGUUGGCUUUGAUGCUGUUACUGGAGAAUUCACUGGAAUGCCAGAGCAAUGGGCUCGGUUGCUACAGACCUCAAACAUCACCAAGCUAGAACAGAAGAAAAACCCCCAGGCGGUACUAGAUGUGCUGAAAUUCUAUGACUCCAAAGACACAGCAAAACAGAAGUAUCUGAGCUUCUCUGCUCCAGAAAAAGAUGGUUUCCCUUCAGGAACGCCAACAUCAAAUGCAAAAGGCUCAGAGCCCUCAACAGCAGUAGCCGAAGAUGAUGACGAUGAUGAAGAGGCCCCCCCUCCAGUUAUUGCCCCGCGACCAGACCAUACAAAAUCAAUUUACACGCGAUCUGUAAUUGACCCCAUCCCUGCACCAGCUGGUGAUACUUGUGUUGAUAAUGCUGUCAGGUCAGCUGACAAGCAGAAAAAGAAGACCAAAAUGUCUGAUGAAGAGAUUAUGGAAAAACUACGCACUAUCGUAAGCAUAGGCGAUCCCAAGAAAAAAUAUACCAGAUAUGAAAAAAUUGGCCAGGGGGCUUCAGGUACAGUUUUUACAGCUAUUGAUGUAGCGACAGGACAAGAGGUUGCUAUCAAGCAGAUAAACCUACAGAAACAGCCCAAGAAGGAGUUGAUUAUUAAUGAGAUCCUUGUAAUGAAAGAGUUAAAGAACCCCAACAUAGUGAACUUCUUAGACAGUUACCUUGUAGGAGAUGAAUUGUUUGUUGUGAUGGAGUAUCUAGCUGGAGGGUCACUCACUGAUGUUGUCACGGAAACAUGCAUGGAUGAAGCUCAGAUUGCUGCUGUUUGCAGAGAGUGUUUGCAGGCACUAGAGUUUCUGCAUGCCAACCAGGUCAUCCACAGGGAUAUUAAGAGUGACAAUGUGCUUUUAGGAAUGGAUGGAUCUGUUAAGCUCACCGACUUUGGUUUCUGUGCUCAGAUCACCCCAGAGCAGAGCAAGCGCAGCACCAUGGUUGGGACUCCAUACUGGAUGGCACCUGAAGUGGUCACACGGAAAGCUUAUGGCCCCAAAGUAGAUAUUUGGUCUCUCGGUAUUAUGGCUAUUGAAAUGGUGGAAGGAGAGCCCCCAUACCUCAAUGAAAACCCUUUGAGGGCUUUGUAUUUGAUAGCAACUAAUGGCACACCAGAGCUGCAGAACCCAGAGAAACUGUCCCCAAUAUUCCGGGAUUUCCUAAAUUGUUGUUUGGAGAUGGAUGUUGAAAAACGAGGUUCAGCCAAAGAGCUGUUACAGCAUCCUUUCCUGAAACUGGCCAAACCUCUGUCAAGCUUGACGCCGCUGAUUCUGGCUGCCAAAGAAGCAAUGAAGAGUAACCGCUAAUAUUGUUGCCAUGACCUUCAGUUUUUUAAAAAAAUCUUUAUAAUAUAUGAAAUUGUUACUCUUGUUAGGGGGGUUGAAAGAGUCUGCAAAAGGGAAAGUUCUUACCCAGAAGAAAUCCAACACAAACCACGGUGACUUUCUAGCCCUUUCUAGGGUCCCAGAGGAAAUGUGGACUGUAUCGCUGGCCUUUCACCUUUUUAGCAGACAGCCCAGGAGUGCUACUUACUCCUGGGGUUUUAAGGGUUUUUUUGAUGACUUCACUGUUACAGUUCCCAUUCAUUGUGCCCUCUUGGGUACUUCCAAUACUUGAAUGACAGAUUCAAGCUUUCAGAGAGAGGCAUUAAUUUUAUCUGCUGAUCUCUUUCCUUCUCCCUUUUACCUGUCUUUCAAAUUGCUCUGGGAAGCUCACCAUAUGACUAGAUUAAUAGCAAGUGGGACUGAAAUGUGAAGGUACAUCUUAUCUCUCUCUCCCUUUCUGUACAGUUUAGCUAACUGUACUGUAAAAAAUAAUGACUCAGUUACUUAAGAAAUUGCAACUUCCUUAAAAGAAUGUUUUGCUUUUUAAGAAGAGUAUGGGGAGAGGGGAAAGAGAAGAGUUCGACUGUGUUCCUGUUCUGUGGCUAUGCUCCACAGACCUUCUUAACCUAAGGUAAAAGGCUUUUGUGUAGAACUUUCUUGGUCACAUUGUCAGAGGUCAGGUUGCCAGUACGGGGUGAGAGAGCAGAUGAUCAGUUUAUGAUCAAGUCAUCAGCUGAGAGUGGGGAGAACUGAAGUCCCAACUGUCUUCCUUUCUGCUCUGCUUCCCACUGUUAGAUUUUUUGGCCAAAGGCUUACGUCAAUGUCUUGCAUGGUGUGGUGGACAGUUUUAGAAUAAGUGUUGUCUCUGAUCUCUAACUCGGACGUGGGAGUUUUGCUGGUGCCUUUGCCUUUUUUUUACAUUUCCCUCCUUUGUAUCAAAUAUGUUUUGUAUAUGUUGUAAUUUUAUCUGCAAAAAGGCAAAUAAUGCAACAACCAUGGAGUUGUCAAAAUUUUAAGUAUUAGAACUAUUUUUUCCCAUUUUAUAUGUGCCCUGUUUCUACAAAUGUAAUCAAAAGAACAAAUAAUUCAUCGUAUCUGAGGACACUGAAGAUCCAAGAUUUUUUUGUAAUUCAGACAGAAGCUUAUGAACAUCUGGAAACACCAAAGUGCUGUUCUGUGGAGAGACAGCCAAUUUGAGUGGCUGAUGUGUAACUGGAGAGACAUAUAUCAUGUUGGCGCUUUUUCUCUAAAGACAUUUUUACCAGCUAGGAUGGCAGAAGAUGAAAAGCUUAAUACAAGAAAAAGUGCCUCCUUGUAAGAGCUAGCGAGUAAUGUGAAUUUUUAGGUGCCUAUUUAGGUAACAGUAGCAACUGUGGGAAGAUUUCCUGCUCCCUGGCUUCAGCCACUGAAAUCACUGUGCAUUUAUACCUACGGAUUAUUUUGAUAAGGAGCUGUUUGUAGUUGUAAUGUGCCAAAUGAUACAUGUGCAGGAGUUGCCAUCAAUUUGGUGUUAAGCAAUGUUGUUGCAUUCCUAACAGGCAGUGUGUGUCCAAGUAGAGAAUAUUGCUUGUGGAAUGAGAGGAAUCCAUUUGGGUUGUGACAAAGGAGAUUGCCUAAAUGAGUUUUGCAUGCACUCUUUUUGUUGUGGGAAGGUAGAAAUCUUUCUUCUCUGCAAGCAUAAUGUCAGUGUUUUAUUGUUGGGAUAGAAUACCUGUGUUCCCGUGUUUGGUCACCAAGAUAUGGCGAAAUGAAGCCUACGCCUGGAGAACUCCCAUUUCUAGAGCCUAUACAGCAUGGGGACUUCAUUCUUUCAGCGUAUCUGAUCAGUUUUUCUAUAGCUGCUCACUAGAAAAUUGAUUUGCACCAAACAGGGUGCCUGAUUAAUGUAAGAAAUUGCAAUACCACAUUUCUAUUUGCUUUCUUGUAAGUUCUGUUAUGUGGUAUGUUCCUAGCUGAAUUACUUUAAUAGAGAAAGGUUACAUCAGAAGAAUAAACAACCCAGUUGCUGCAAACCACUAGAAUAGUCGCUGUUUAAUCCAAGGAAGUGUCAUGUUCUAGGCCAGAUAUUUGAGAUGUGCUUCCCCUGUAACAAACUUUAGAUCUGUUGAAAGCCAUAUACACCAUAAGCACUAGCAUGGCAGCGCCCUUGACUUUAAUGCAUGUGACUUCUGUUUAUAAAAGAGCAACAAGGAAUCUUGGGUUAUAUUUAAUUCUUUCUCAUCAGUGGUUCCCUGUUUGUCCAUUGCUGGCAAUGGAUUUGGUGAAAAAUCAAGCUCCUAGUGCAGGAGUUAAACUUGGCGCUAUUAUUUGCUUGGUAGCACAUCCUGGGCUACCAUAUAAAUAUAAUUUUGUUCUGAAACUAGCAGUUUUUAAAAACAGGAAAACGUAAAAUCACACAUUUUUAACUUAUUAGUUCACCUUUAUUGAUAAAGGAAAACUUUUUGAUCUUGUAUUAGCAAAUCUGUCCACAUCAGUAUCUUUAUUUAAGGGGUUCAUUUUGAAGUUGUUGGGGGUUUUUUUAAUUUUGUUUUUUAAAUCAAAUUCAGGAGUUUCCAAAGUGCAUCCCAGUGCUUGUCAAGUGGCCUGCUGUGGUAUUGAACAAUGCAACUGAGAAGUGCAUACAUUUCUCUCUUCUCCCCGUCCCCCAAAUCUGUAGCAGCUAUAUGGUUAUACAAUUAGGAUUUUUUUUUUACUUCUGUUAGAAACUUAUUAGGAACAAACAAAGGAUAUUAGUUCAGGAAACAGUGGGAAUAAUGGUAGGGUUGGAUUUUGCAGCAAAGUGUGGAGAAGAGCAGAGCAGUCAGGGAGUUGACAAGAAAAGAAAUGAACCAUGGGAAGUUGCUGCUCUGUGCUACACUGUGAUUGCUGUGCAUAUAAUGUACCAGUGGGUUGGCUGUCUCUUUUCUAACUGAACAGGUUUUGCACGUGUCUUCCAAACCUAGUCCAAAAAUGUGGAAAAGGCCAUUUUUCCGCAUAAGGGACCAGGCUAGAACUGUUGAUACAAGCUUUUCUUUUUUGUCUUGUUUCAACCCAGAUUAUGGCUAUGUAUGGCUGAAGAGAAAAUAGCCAGAGACAGAAUGGAUGCUGAAAGGGAGGUGUUGCUUCUGUACGUGCUAGGAUUCCCAUAUCUCUUAUCUUGACAUCCCAGGUGAUUACUGAUGUGCUAGAACCCCUGAACCAAGUUCUCAAUCAAAUAUGUAUGCAAAUAAAUACAUGUGAGGUCUUUUUACGAUGUUAGUUCUGGAGAGUAACAACAGGAAAGGGAUGUUCAUCUUCACUGCACCAAAACAAGUAUAAAGGAAAUGUCUGAUUCCCAGGUUUUUCUACUAUGAAAAUGGGAACAGACCAGACUUUGCCACACACAAGCAUGCCACUGGGAUCACACAUUCAGAACUAAAUAUAGAUGUUCAUCACAUGAGUGUCUUCUGGAGGAAGGGAGCUGUGAGGUGCUCCAGAGUAGUUCUGAAUAACUGAACUCCUUUGUCAGAAGAGCAGGGGUGGGAGGUAGAUAAGGAUACAGCGAUAGGUAUUUGUAGCUGGGAAUGAACAGAUUUCUCUGGUCUGCUUUCCUUCUCUUCCUCACUUUGCCAAACAAAAAUGGAAGUAAGUGUAAGCUUUCUUCCUUUUUUUUCUUUCCAAAAACUGUCUUCAGAUUGUAAUGUUGCCUUCCUUUUGUUUAAUUUAAUCCCAUUCUGUUAUUUAAUUGUUACUGCAAUAUUAACUACUGUAAUUGGUGACUUUGUUUAAUAACUGUUCUUUCAGGGCUAGAAAUAAACUUUUAAAAAAAUGUUUGUUAUUUUUUCCCCUCUUCUUGAAUUUAUAUCUUUUCUAGAACAGAGUAGCUUAAAAAAUAAACGUCUAGGUAUCUUAAUGGGUCUAGAGAAUUAUGCUUUAUGUUUUAUGUAACUUUUGCCACUUUCAAGCAUGAAACUUAAGCUUUUCAUGAACACUUAAUUUUCAUUGUGGUAGCCUUUAUUUUGAGGGAUGCCUCAGCUUAUCUUCUGUUUUCAAGACCAUUUUAACUGCUGAUCAUAGCAGCCACCCUGAUAACUGCAAACUGUCCUUGCUGUCAAGUUCAACUGAUGAGUCAGUUGUGUCUCUAGCAAAUGUUCUCAACCGCUGAACCCAGGAGAGCUCCUCCAAACUGUCCUCUGUACUCUUGGUGAGGUGCUCUUUCUAGGAGGUUGCUGCAUAAGAAAAACUGUUAGCAAAGAACUGUCUAGACUAUCAACACUGCAUCUUCCAAGGCCAAAACGCUGUAAAACAGUGGCUCUCAACCUAUUUGCCAUAGUGGGCCACACUUGCAACUCUCAAAGUGUUGUGUCUUGAACCCACACAACUUACUUCCUGUGUAUCCAUUUAAAAUAUGUUUUGCAUGGGUUGCAGCAGUGGAUCUCGUGGCCCGUGGGCUUCAGGUUGAGAACCACCGCUGUAAAAUAAUUGUCAAUGAUUGCAUUUGGAAUUGAUAAGCCAGUUGCCUUGAUCAAGCUGCUGGCAGUAUGAAGUUCCAGUAAUAUUAUUCCUAACAAACUUGCAGUAUUACUUUUGUUGAAAACAUCCUUAAAAAUAUCUCUCUUCAGUGUUAUACAGAAAAGAGACCAAGAAGCUUGAGAGCUAUCUUUUCAUCUGAAUAGGAGACUGAAUGCACUCUUAGGUCAACAUUUGCCUGGUAUAGUUCAUCUGUGAGAGGAAGUCAGGCCUGGAUGACUCUACCUGGGGGUUUGGCAUGAAAUCAGCAGCACCUGCUGGUAGACUGUUAGAACAUUUUAUUUUUGUGUUUCAUUUUGGUAUAACUUAAAGAAUUGUACUGAAGGAUGGCGUUAGAGAAAAAAGACACCAGAGUGAAUGACUGUAGGAAGACAAGGUUGGUUUUGGUUGAAAUCUGAAUGAAGUUUCUAUUAUUGACUUCUGUUGUUAGUACCAAACUCAUGCUGUACGUACAAAUUACCCCAUAUACCUUCAUGCUUAAGAAAUAGCUUCUUUCCUCCUCACCUGUUUCAGUGAGUGGGAAGUAGUAGCCUUCCAGAAACAUUUGCAACCUUAGAAAACGAGUGUUGGAUGCCACAAAAUAUUCUGCCUUUUCCAGUUGUGUUUACCUGGCAGUAAUUUGUUUCACAUGUAUGUAAUCUUUGUGAAUUUUAAUUCAUGGUCUGCACUGCAUAAGGAUGAUCUUGUAUUUAAUUUCUUGUUUUGUUACUUGAGAGGAGGGAUAGUCCAGUAAGUCAAGUAGACUUUAGUGCUCACACCCUGUUAAAAAGAGCAAAGCUUUGCAUGCAAGCUUGAGCUGGUUCUUUUAAACUGAAAUCAAUGUAUGGUGACUUGUUUCUGUUUAUGUAAAAUCUGCUUGUUUCUUGGCUUAAUUUAAAUCAAAAUGAGCUUGGUUUAAUCCCAUAACAAGAACCAUCCACAGCAGUUUGUUUAUUAAGCUAAAUUGAUUUUAAGUGGCACAGUAAGUUUAAAACCUGUGUGUAAACAAGCCAUAAGAUUGAGGGAUAGUUGAGUUCAUACUUUCAUAGUUGCAGUUUAAGCUGGAAAGUGUUUUCCCACACAUGAUCUUGAUUCUCUGGGCAAUGACACAUUGGUUUAGAGUAGAAUGGCUGAAUUUUGAAAAUGGAGAAAGGUAGAAACUAAGACCCACACUAUUAAACCAUCAUUUUUCAAUAGUGCACAAAGAAAAGCCUAUCCAUAAACUGAAUGCAGUUAAUGGGGUGUCAUGUAGACGCACAGCUACUGUUUAUUAUUGCCUUGGUUGUCUGUAGUAUCGGUUAGUUAUAUCUGCAUUUAUCAGCACUAUAUGUUUACCGUAUGUGUGUUCUAAAAGCCUUUGGGGGAAGGGAGGGAUUAGUGGCUUUAAAAAACCCCCCAAAGAAAUCAGAGUUGAGAAGGUAUAUGCGAGUAUGUAAAAAUGCACUGACUCCUGAGAUCUCAAGAUGUGCAGUGUUCUCCUAGCUAAAAUUUUAAUCCUGUGCUUAAGGCUGUUUUAAAAACUUUAUUUUGCAACUUGCUUGGGUGGUGAUGCUUGUGACCCUAUUUCAAUGUCCUUAAAGAUAGUCCCAGCCAAAGUAGCCAUCUCUCUCAGUCCAGAUGGAAGAAUGUCUCUCUUGGAGCUGCAUGAAGAAGUCUUAAUAUACACCUCCCAGAAGCACAUGAAUGCAAAACUGCUUUCCCUCAUCCUCCCACCUCCUGAAUAUAGAGAAAAGAAGAGUUAAUGGAAGAGGUACCUACCUUGGAGGUGUAUUCAGUCAUUGUUUCAGUAAGCAGAAACCUGAAAUAGCAGAAUGACUUCCCAAAAGUUCAACAGUGGUGUGACUCCAACCUGAGGAAAUGUUGAACUCAAAGGAAGAUUUUUAAGGAAGUUGUGAACAAAUGAGAACACCCUAACUGAUGGCAGACAAGACUAUAAUUGAAGUUACAAAGGAUGUAAGUAACACAAAUACAUAGUGACCAGAGGGUAUGGGAAAGGCAAUAGGUUGACAGUAGUAAAAGCUCUUCUCUUGAGCUGUAUUGCUCUUAUACAGUCUCCUUUCAUGUCUCUCAGCCAUGACCUGCAAAGGGACCCCACUUGCAUGGGUGAGAGAGUUUGGUGUCCAUUUUCAUUAGCCCUAGGUCAAGCUGCUGAAACUUCCUAUAGAGACUGCAUGUUGUAGUGAUGUUUGUGGUGUGGAACUGUCCACAAGAUACUACCUGGUCUAUUGAAGAACUGAAAAACACAGCACAGGGGACACAAUGGUGGGAGUCUAUUACAGACCUCCCACUCAAAGUCCUGAGCUUGACCAGGAGUUUGCCC
Molecule: messenger RNA, 8383 nt
Organism: Alligator sinensis (Chinese alligator)
Lineage: Eukaryota; Metazoa; Chordata; Crocodylia; Alligatoridae
Gene: PAK2
Product: p21 (RAC1) activated kinase 2
Exons: 14
Coding region: 1-1578 (525 amino acids)
Biological process (GO): regulation of axonogenesis; regulation of MAPK cascade; protein phosphorylation
Cellular component (GO): cytoplasm
Molecular function (GO): protein serine/threonine kinase activity; ATP binding
Source: RefSeq, a predicted model, not a curated record